Messenger RNA from Ruditapes philippinarum (Manila clam), 2014 nucleotides. Its product is annotated as cytochrome P450 4F4-like. The transcript has 11 exons. Gene Ontology annotation, molecular function: oxidoreductase activity, acting on paired donors, with incorporation or reduction of molecular oxygen; monooxygenase activity; heme binding. NCBI's taxonomy places the organism in Eukaryota, Metazoa, Mollusca, Bivalvia, Venerida, Veneridae. The coding region runs from base 139 to 1674 and encodes 511 amino acids. The record is from RefSeq and is a predicted model, not a curated record.
UAGCCUUUUCUAACCGCGUUCAGCGAUUACGUUGGGUCGAUACCGGGAGCGGAUUUAUCGUGUUUUGGUGAAGAGUUUUGGUGGUUUCACGAGAGUUAAUGUUGUUUUAAUGUGUACUGUAAACUGAAAACAAUAAACAUGUUUCCAACAUUAAAUGUGAUCUUACAAACAGUUUUGUUAAUUAUAGGAACAUAUAUCUUUUAUCAUGCUGUUUCGAUAUUCAUCAAUUAUCGACAAAACAAGAAAAUAUUCAAUGGAGCUAAGGGUCCAGAAAAAUAUCACUGGUUGUUUGGCAGUUUCUUUUAUUUUCCCACAGAUUCCCAUGAGCUGGCAAUGUAUUUGAUCGAAAUGUGUAAUAAAUACGGAAGUGAUCAAGGUUAUGUUGUAUUCUGGGGACUGCUUGGUAAACCUAUUUUGGCUCCAUCCUGUCCACGUAUUACUGCAAAACUGUUAAAAAGCAAUGAACCAAAGUCGAUGGGUUUAGAUGGAGCUUACAGACAUUUAUAUCCGUGGCUUGGAGAUGGAUUGCUUGUAGCUAACGGUGAAAAAUGGGCGCGAAACAGACGUCUGCUUACUCCCGCUUUUCAUUUUGAGAUACUGAAGCCGUAUAUGAAUGUAUAUAACCAGUCUGCAGAUGUGUUCGUUAAAAAGCUUGCAGCUCAAGCAAAAACCAAUGAAAGAUUCGAAGUUUUUCAGCACGUCUGUAUGUAUACAUUGGAGGUUAUAUUAAAAUGUGCGUUUUCAUACAGCGAAGACGUUCAAACAGCGGGUGAUUCAAACGAAUACGUAAACACAGUGAAUAGAAUAACAGACGCUGUGACAUACAGGUUCCUCAAUCCGUUGAUGUACUUUGAUACCAUCUGGAAGUUUAGUUCAAUCGGACGGCAAUUUAAGAAAGAUUGUGAAUUUGUUCAUACAGUAGCCGAGGAAGUAAUUGACAAUAGGAGAGAUGCUUUGAAUGAACAAGAUAGUACCAAAGGCAGCCGAUACACUGACUUCCUAGAUAUUCUUUUGACAGCACGUGACGAAGACGGACAGGGUCUUACAAAACUGGAGAUACGGAACGAAGUGGAUACUUUCUUGUUUGAAGGUCACGACACAACAGCCAGUGCCAUAUCAUGGAUUUUGUAUUCUCUGGCAGAGCACCCUGAAUGUCAACAAAAAUGUCAGACGGAGAUAGAUGAGAUACUUGCAGGCAGGGAAACAGAUGACCUGGAUUGGUCUGACUUAAGUCACCUAGAAUAUCUUACUAUGUGUAUUAAGGAAGGAAUGCGUCUACAUGCUCCGGUUCCGGCUAUAACACGAGACAUCACUCAAGACUUUGAUCUAGGUGAUAGAGUUGCACCUAAAGGGACAACGGUCAUCGCAAAUAUUUGGGUUUUAAACCACAUGGAAACUAUCUGGGGCUCAGAUCACAUGGAAUUUAAGCCAGACCGAUUUUCAAAGGAAAACGUUGACAGUAUUGAGCACUUUCAAUAUGUUCCGUUCUCUGCAGGACCAAGAAACUGUAUCGGACAAGUAUUCGCUAUGAAUGAAGAAAAGGUUAUCCUGACAAAGUUACUUAGAAAUUUUUCAUUUCGUCUUGACCCAUCACAUACAGUAAAACGUAAAAUGUCCUCUGUCAUGAGAACACAGAAUGGAAUGUACAUGUUUGUUGAGAAACGAAAGACUUGAAUAAAUUUUAGACAUGGAAAAAUGGCAUUUUUGAUUGCUUUAUUGUUAUAUUAUAUAAUGUUUAUGACCUCUAGUUUUAUAUCAUUCGGACUUAUAAUUGAAUUUGUUCUACCUAUGAAACAUAUGCAAUAUAAAUAUUAAGACAAUUAAAAAUUGGACAACAUUCAAACGGGUGUAUUCACAGCUGGCAGGAACUGUCAAUCAUUGCUUCAUUUUUAAUUUUCACUAGAUUUGAAGAACGUCCACUGCGCUUCUAUGGUAAAAAAACAAUAAAUAAAACAAAGUAAAAAAACACACACAAGUAUACGAACAAACGAAGAAAUAAAGAAAAGAUAAAUAU